Fusarium oxysporum Fo47 is the source of this 1603-nucleotide messenger RNA. RefSeq lists its product as uncharacterized. The record is from RefSeq and is a predicted model, not a curated record. NCBI's taxonomy places the organism in Eukaryota, Fungi, Ascomycota, Sordariomycetes, Hypocreales, Nectriaceae. The transcript has a single exon. Bases 254 to 1366 code for a protein of 370 amino acids.
CUUCCCCUUGAUUUGCCUCCAACUUCCUCCAAUUUAUUCGUUGUUUCUGCUUUUUACUUUAUCACUCGAGUUUCUGGAAAGCUCUCUUUUGCAUUUUGUGUUUUGUGUCUCGUGAAAAGAGGGGAUUUGUUGUCUUCUUUCUGUUUGCUCGCUUGACAGCUCCCACUCCACUCCACUUAACAUCACAUCACAUCCAUUCACACACCUCUCUUUCUCUCCUACAUCUGCAGUCUCUCUGCAGACUUGAGAAACAAUGCCUAACCAUGUUGUCCUGGCGUCAGGUGCCGUAGUCGCCGUUUCGGUCGCUAUCGCCACCACUAUUGCCAUUCUCGAGUCGCCAGAAGUGCGACGAUACGCCGACGAUGUUCGCCGGAGGAUAGCUUUCGCCCUCCACUCUAUGGGCGAAGGCAUCGAACCUCCCCACCGUGAGCCCAGGUUUAAUAGACCUGAGGAUGCCGAUGGCUUCUUUGAGUCCCGCCGUGGUGCUGGUGCCGAAGCUGGUGUUGACGCUGAUGAAGAAACUCGCCGACGACAACGUGAGGAGCUGCUUUAUUGGAACUCGGUCAUGUUAGAGAAGCAAGAGAAGGAACAAAAGGGCAAGGAAAGUGACGAGAAAAACCCUGCGACCAUGGAUUCGUCACGACGAGGCUCUUCAUUUGAUGACUUCCUUCGUCAGGAUGAGGGUGCUGAACGAGGCGCUUAUGUCUUUAACACUGGAGCUGAUACCCGCGCAAUGGAUGACGGUCUGCGACGUCGUGGCGACGGUUCUCGCGGCUUCUCUUCUCUCUACACCAACCCUUUUGCCGACGAACACAACAUUGAUCAAGACGAACUGAACGACGAUAUUGAGCAAAGCCGCCAUCUUUCUCCCGCCCAAGACGAAAUUUCCGACAUCUACAGCGCCACUACCCAGGACCGAGAUGAGAAGCCCGCUGCUCUCAUCGACACUGACCCCACCCCCGCCCUUUCUGAGACAGCUUCUUCCGCCACCCUUGAGCGUGAAAUCGGUGUCGACGAGUACAUGACCGCCGGACAAGAGGACCGCGACGAAGCUUAUUCCUCAAUUCAGGCCUGGGCGCAAAACACCAGCCCCGAGUUUUACUCUCCUCUUCCCGUUACCCCUAGCGCCCCCAUGUCCGAGCCUGAAAUCAUCAGCGACGAUGGCAUGGCGACACCCACCGACUCUGUAUCUCUCGUCGGUUCCGGAGAUGAUAUUGCUAACGAUGCGCAAUCGUCUCGCGAGGGUGAGACUGGUCGCUACUUCGAUGUCAUGAGCGAGAGCUCUGGCAUGGCUACACCCGCUAGCUGGUCUGAGGUCGGCAGCGUCAUCAGCGAGAGCGACGCCCACAUUCCUGUGCACCAAUAAACUCUGUCGUGUGGGAGUUGUAAAAUUACCAAGUCGGAAUAUAGGUAGGAAAGCCAGUGUAGGAGCAAGAUUUUGUUUUGAGAGUUAUAUAACAGACGUAUACAGACGUUUAGGGUCUGAAUUCUUGGGUUUUCUUUUUGUCUGGAGUUGGAGUUCAGGUUGCGGUAGCAAACUUAUAUCCUUAGCACCUGGCUAAUCUCGUUUCUUUAACAAAAUCUAUCGACUUAUCUAACUCUG